AUGAGCAGUCUCGCACAGAACCGCGCAGCAUGGAUUGACGCCCCAGGCAAGGCGAUCCGCGUCGGCGCCCACGACCUGAGAAAGCUCCGACCCGGCGAGAUUCUGGUUAGGAACCGGGCCGUCGCCGUCAACCCCUUUGACUGCCUCCAGCAAUCCACGGGCGAAUUCGUCGAGCAGUGGCCCUGCAUCCUGGGCCACGACCUCGCCGGCGACGUCGUCUCGGUCGGCGAGGGCGUGGUCGCGUUUGCCCCCGGCCAGCGCGUUCUCGCGCAGGCGCUCCAGCAAGGGCCCGAGAAUACGGCGUUUCAAGAGCACAGCAUUAUCGGCGAGGACGUGACUUGUCCCAUACCCGAUACCUUGACGUACGAGUCUGCAUCUGUCGUGCCGCUGGCUCUUUCGACUGCGGCGGCGGGCUUGUACCAGAAGGGUUACCUCGAGUUGCCGCUGCCGAGCGCUUCGCCGCUGCCCGGAUCGGGUGAGAAGAAGACGCUGCUUGUAUGGGGAGGUAGCUCGAGUGUUGGCACCGCCGCCAUUCAGCUGGCCGUUGCGUCGGGACUCGAAGUCGUAACGACUGCGUCGCCAAAGAACUUUGCGCUCUGCCGCAGAUUGGGCGCAAAGGAAGUAUUUGACUAUCAUUCGCCCACGGUGAUAGAGGACCUGGUGGCUGCAGUCAAGAGGAACGGCCAAGUCGCGGGCGCCUUCACAGCCGUCAGUCAACCCAGCGAGGUCAUCAUGACCGUUGCUCGGGUCCUGGAAAAGUUGGGUGGAGGUUUCAUUGCUACUUCCAAACCACCUCCAGAGAAACUCCCAGCGGGCGUUGCUGCAAAGAUGGUGUUUGCAACAGAUUAUGCGAUUGUUGAAGGCAAAAAGUUCUUUCGCGACUUUUUGCCGAGUGCUCUGGCCAAUGGCAGUUAUGUAGCGGCGCCCGAGCCACAUGUUGUCGGCCAUGGGCUGGAACACAUACAAACUGGCCUAGAGGUACUAUCAAAGGGCGUGUCUGCCCAAAAGAUUGUAGUGACAUUAUAA
Pestalotiopsis fici W106-1 is the source of this 1026-nucleotide messenger RNA. RefSeq lists its product as uncharacterized. The transcript has 3 exons. NCBI's taxonomy places the organism in Eukaryota, Fungi, Ascomycota, Sordariomycetes, Amphisphaeriales, Sporocadaceae. Bases 1 to 1026 code for a protein of 341 amino acids. Gene Ontology annotation, molecular function: oxidoreductase activity, acting on NAD(P)H. The record is from RefSeq and is a predicted model, not a curated record.